GUGGCGUAGCUCAAUAUGGUCUCAUGUGGGCUGUCUUUCUCUCGAACAUCCUGAAGGGAAGACUAGUUUAGCCGUUUAGAUUACGUGUUGAAUGACACAAGCACGAAAGUUAUUUUUGUGUAUGUUUUAUUGCUCAUUUGUUCCAAUUUUUCUUCACCUUGAUAUAGGAUAUCGUAGUAAUAUAUUCGUUAGCUAAUACAUUGCAUUUGGACUGAGAAGAAAUGCGGGACCGAACCAAGGAACUGGGCAAUACUGCCGAGGUGUCAGACGAGGAUGAAGAGGGCAGGGCACUUAUGAUCAAACCAGGGACUUCAACAGUGAGGGAGGAGAAGGAGAAUGAUGCAUUUUUCAAGAAGGUCCAAGAGAUUCGAGAGGGACUGGAAACGCUUAAAAAGGUGGUUUCUGACCUUGAGAACAAACAGAAGACCGUGUUGGGUGUGGCACUGCCAGAGGACGGCAUGAAAAGGGAACUCCAAACCCUUCGGGAACAGAUCAAAACAAUGGCAAUGCAGAUCCAUAAGAAACUGAAGAUCAUUGAACCCAAGAAAGGAGAAGAUGAUGGGAAAUACAUCCCCAUAAACCUAAGGAUGCAGAGAGCCCAACAUGGCGUCUUGUCUCGGGAGUUUGUGGAGUUGAUGGGCCACUGUAACACCAUCCAGGCUUCCUACAGAGAUCGCAAUGUGGAGAGGAUACAGAGGCAGCUCAGAAUCACUGGCACCAAUGUAACAGAUGAAGAGUUGGAUGUUAUGCUUGAAAGUGGACAGACUGAUGUUUUCACACAGAAUAUCCUGAUCGACGCUAAAGCCACUAAGCAGGCGCUGAAUGAAAUUGAGUCCCGGCAUGACGAGAUCCUCAAACUGGAAAGGAGCAUCAGGGAUCUGCAUGACAUGUUCCAGUACCUGGCCAUGGAGGUGGAGGCUCAGGGGGAGAUGGUCAACCGCAUUGAAGCCAACGUCCUCAACUCAACUGAUUAUGUGCAGAAGGCAGUGGUGGAGACCGGAAAAGCUGCCACCUACCAAAACAAAGCACGCAAGAAGAAGAUAUGGAUCGCGUUAUGCUGUGCCAUUCUCCUCCUCAUUUUAGCCAUCUCAUUGGCGAUCACCUUCUCCUGAGAUACAGACACUGUCGUCUUCCCCUAACCCACUCUCCUGCCCUGAGACCUUGGAAAAAAGACAUGUCCUGAUAUCACUGAACUUUUGACUAACACCACUCUCAUAGACAGACUCAAACAAUCAUAGUCUCAUGUUAACUGCCCCACUCUCAGCGAAAGGCAAUGCUGAAGGCUUUUUGGCCCCCCUCUGUGGUGCCCUUUUCCAUUUAGGAUGCCAUUGAAGAAAUGUGUGGACAACUCAUUACUCAACGUGCUGGACCCCUAUGUAUCCACAAGCAUGGAAGAAUGCAGUAUUGGAACUGGCACUGAUCAGAUUUACUCAGGAAAACCCAUGGCUAAGGUGGUUAUUUUACAAAGUGAAAUAAACUUUUUAAAUACAGAUAGAAUAUAAUUGUAUAUCGCCAAUGUUCGUAUUUGUUGAGUAAUUAAGACAUGCAGUUUUAUAAACCUUUCGAGAUGUCUGAACUGGCUUCUAUGUUGCCCCUGAAAUUGAUCUCUGAUCACUACAAUGAAUGGCCCACUCCCAUGUUGUCCUAUUUACAUCAGUAUUUAUUUAUAGUUUGAAUAUUGUUGUGGAAGCUGCUAUUUUAAUAGUCUUGCCACAGCAACAAUGGGAAUCCUUAUAGUUUUGGUGCCUUUUUCCGUAUGUGCCAAGGGCUCUAAGAACAAUGUAAUGUACUACCUUAUUUUGUAAAGAAGGGAUGGAAACUGCUGUAAUUAUUCAAUGCUUCCUUUGUAAAAAAAAAAAAACAGUUAA
Oncorhynchus gorbuscha (pink salmon) is the source of this 1868-nucleotide messenger RNA. It is a transcript of the gene stx4, whose product is annotated as syntaxin 4. Gene Ontology annotation, cellular component: plasma membrane; endomembrane system; SNARE complex. The record is from RefSeq and is a predicted model, not a curated record. Lineage: Eukaryota; Metazoa; Chordata; Actinopteri; Salmoniformes; Salmonidae. The coding region runs from base 222 to 1112 and encodes 296 amino acids. Gene Ontology annotation, biological process: vesicle fusion; exocytosis; intracellular protein transport. Gene Ontology annotation, molecular function: SNAP receptor activity; SNARE binding. The transcript has 11 exons.